ACAUUUAAUAACUAAAGCAUGGGAAUUGCAGUCCUUUGCGCUAACUAUAAUGAAAACGGAAGAACGCCACUUUGCAGAGGCAUGUGCAGAACAGUUUCAAACUGUGGCAUGCAAGUGGGAAAUUGAAAGAAAAGUUACAACCAUUGGGACUGACAGUGCAAGCAAUAUGAUUGCUGCGGCUCGUAUUCUACCAUACGAGCAUAUGCCCUGUAUCGCGCACGUCAUACAGAGAAGCAUCACUGUGAGUCUCGCUGACAGCGGAUUUGUUCCUGCAUUAGCCAAGUGUCGCAAGAUUGUGGGACAUUUUAAACACAGCCCGGCAAACUUAACGGAGCUGAAUGCAGAGCAGGUGAAACUCGGACAGCAGCAGGAGCCACUGAUCCAAGACGUUCCAACGCGGUGGAAUUCCACACUUGAAAUGGUCAAACGCAUCAUCCCCAAUCAAGCAGCAAUAAAAGCAACCCUGGAUCAACAGCAGCAUAAUCUCGUCAUGCUGACGCCAGCAGAAUGGGAUAAACUCCAGAGACUGGAGACCCUUCUAGAGCCCUGCCGGUAUGUGACUCAGAUCCUGGGUGGGGAGGCCUACGUCUCCUGCUCAGUGGUACUACCUGCCCUCUGCCACUUACACUGUGUAAUGGAAACUUCUGAUGAGGACCCUGCAUACAUGAUUAGAUUUAAGACCAAAUUCAAAGACGACCUAGGCUCCCGCCAAGAACACACCAACAAUGCAUGGCUCAAGAUUGCAACCGCACUGGACCCACGUUUUAAGGACUUGAAAAGUGUGCCCAAGGCAGACAGAGAGGAGGUGUGGACCAAACUUGGAGGCCUUCUGCGUGAAUCACCUGGAAGACCUUCACACACUACUGAAGAUGGGCCACCCAAGAAGAAAAUGAACCUUCUUCUACAGCUGGGCUCAGAUUCAGAAUCAGAUGAAGAGGUACAGCCUGACAGAGCCUUACACAGGUACAGAGCAGAGCCCACCAUUGAAAUGACGGACUGUCCCUUGCAGUGGUGGUCAUCUCAUGCAGGAGCCCAUGACAAGCUGGCUCCGUUGGCUCGGAAAUAUCUAGCCACUCCUGCAUCCUCAGUUCCCUGUGAAAGACUCUUCUCACUUGCCGGUCACAUUGUGCAAAAGAAGCGGUCAGCUUUACUCUCAGAAAAUGUGGACAAAUUGGUUUGCCUCAGUAACUGGCUAAAGGAUGAAUAGAGAAGCGGGCCACAUGUAAUUGUGUAGGCCAUGUUCUUUUGGUUUGAUAAAAAAGAGAAAUCUCUUUGUUUUUCCUUUGUUGAAGAGAAAUGGCCAAGAUGGCUAGUGUGUUACAGAAGGAGACACCAUCCUAUUUUGUUUUACUAUUUCAGUUUCAUUUAAAUAAGAGACGCCAUCCUAUUUUGUUUUCCUAUUUUGACGAGGAAAUGUCAUUGUAAAAAACAGG
Messenger RNA from Entelurus aequoreus (snake pipefish), 1433 nucleotides. Its product is annotated as E3 SUMO-protein ligase ZBED1-like. Bases 50 to 1207 code for a protein of 385 amino acids. The transcript is spliced from 2 exons. The record is from RefSeq and is a predicted model, not a curated record. Gene Ontology annotation, molecular function: protein dimerization activity. NCBI's taxonomy places the organism in Eukaryota, Metazoa, Chordata, Actinopteri, Syngnathiformes, Syngnathidae.